Molecule: messenger RNA, 621 nt
Organism: Chlamydomonas reinhardtii
Lineage: Eukaryota; Viridiplantae; Chlorophyta; Chlorophyceae; Chlamydomonadales; Chlamydomonadaceae
Exons: 1
Coding region: 132-299 (55 amino acids)
Biological process (GO): mitochondrial respiratory chain complex I assembly; electron transport chain
Cellular component (GO): mitochondrion
Source: RefSeq, a predicted model, not a curated record
CGGCCCCUGUCGGGCUUAUGUUCUUCAACAACGCUGCCUUCAGGAUACAUUUAGCACAAUAUAGGACAAUUAUCGACCAACUAUAAUCGCAUUUCAUUUCACAUUUGCCUUUCCUCCCUCGAGACACAGCCAUGCCUAAAGUCGUUGGUUUCCAGUGGGAGCGCUAUGAGGCUUGGCGUCACCACCCACUGCUGCAGUUCAACAAGCGGAACGCCUUCCCAGGCGUGGGCAUCGGCUUUGCUGCGUUCCUGGCUUAUGUCGCAUACGACAAGAGCCAGCCAAAGGAGGACCACCACUAAGUGCAGUGUGCGGAGCUGCUGAAAAUAGAGACGUGAUGCUGGAACUGCACGCUCGAGGACAAGCAGCUUUGGUGCAGCCGGAGCUCACAUGGCUUAAUAUAUGGUGUAGAUAAUUAGAAACUGACGGUGAGGCGCCGCAUGUCGGUAGAGUGCGCGUGGCCACGGUGGCCCGCUCGUGUCGUGGGGGAGGAUGGUGGCAGACAAUGAACCUGUUGGUGGGUACCAGCUGCUGGGCGCAGCGGCCAGUCCAGGCCUACGGAGUUUUUGGCGGGGCAUCUUGUUGUGCUGGUGCACGCACGGAAGUAUGUAACGGGUAUGGAUG